Molecule: messenger RNA, 987 nt
Organism: Mesorhabditis spiculigera
Lineage: Eukaryota; Metazoa; Nematoda; Chromadorea; Rhabditida; Rhabditidae
Source: the annotation of a GenBank genome assembly
AUGCCGAACGCGGAGCCGCCGACGGCGGUAAGCCAACCCGAGCCCGCAGCGGCUCAUAAUGACGAAAAUAUGCCCAUUCAAUCAUCGAGGACCCCGGCCGAGCUGCAGGAGCUGUCGUCGAAGCGCCACGAGGUGCUCACCGUACAGUGUAAGGUUUGCAAAGAUCUCCACUUCAACUCCGAGCACUUGGCCAUGGUUUUUGUGCAUUUGCUGCGCCACGACAAGUCGAUCGGACGCGUUUACUGCUACCAAUGCGGGGAGACGUUUAUGCGCAAGGACAAAUGCAAGGAUCACCUGAGAACGCGAUGCCCCGAAGGCCACAUGGUCGUCAGGAACGACAACGACUACAAGACAGUACUGCGCCAGUGCAUCGUCAAGUACUUUCCCGAGAUGGAGAAGCGGCUGCUCGACCAGCUCGAGUCGGAUCUGCGCCGGCCGCGCUAUCAGGACGACCGGCUGAACCAAAAGCUGAAGCAGGACGACAAGAAGAUUGACUGCCAGAUUUGCAAGAAAACUGUCAAAAACUACUCGGCUAACAAGAAUCACCACGCCAGGACGCAUAUGUCGAGGAGGCGGUAUCGAUGUCCGGGCUGUGAUAAGAGCUCCCAUAUGAAGGACAACCUGAAGGUGCACAGCAUCAAGAAGCAUGGCAAGCAACUCGAGAUCAUAGAUCAACAAGACGAAGCCCUGGAAGCUGAGCACCAGCGGAUCUUGAACGACUGCUUCCCGAAACCGCCGGCCGCCGACUCGGACGAGGAGGGCGAGCCGCAGGACACGAGCACCACGCUCAACGAUUCGGGAUAUGAGAGUCACAACUCGUCGCGCCGCCAGUCGCUCGGAGGGAGCAGCAGCAGCAACAGUAACAACAGCGCCACCAGCAACCCAGCACCCAGCCAGCCAUCGCCGUUCUGGCCGAUAUUCUACGGCUUUCAAGCGAUACCGCAUCCCGGCUUUCCGCCAAUACCCCCAGGGGCCCCCAGCUACAAU